UUUUUACGCCGAAACCAGAAAGAAACAUAAACAUUAAGUCAAAAAUCGAUUAAAGGGCAACCCGUCAAUCGCUUUAGCAAAACGUUCGAACUACUUUGUCUAAAGUCUCUAAUCUGAAAUCAAAACACUCUGCAAAAAUAAAGAUAGAGAAAGAGAGAGAGAGAAUAAACAAAUAAGGAUAUCGAAACAAAUACCGAUACAGAUAAAUGUAAAUGUAUAUGUCGCUGUGUGUGUGUGUGUGGAUGUGGAUGUGGUUGUGGAUGUAGAGCAUUCGCCGCAUAGGCCGUGUUAAGGACGAAGUGGAACAAAUCCCCAAGCCACACUUAAGGCAUAAAUCCAAACUCAAUCACGCAGCAGCAAAGGUAGAGGUCGCCCAUCCGUAUACAUAUGUACACAGUACAGUAUUCACAUUUACAAUCCAAAUACUGAGACUUAGACAGUGUGGCAGAGACAGAGACAGAGUCGGAGACGGAGACAGAGAUAAACGAUGUUGUAGCUGCCCCAAGUGUCUGCCCCUGAUAGCACUGCGGUAAUCAUCAUCAGAGCAUCAUCAACAUCAUCGGCAUUAAGUUGGCUCUCCACCUCAGUGCUGCCGGAAAAAUGUUGAUUUAGUUUGCGGCCAGGACCUGAGCGUUGUGAAAAUGCCAACACACCCCUCGACCGGAUACUCAAUGACAUUUCAAGCCUGAUUCAAGGACGUGCAAACGCAAACCAAAGUAAAGGCCAAAAAUUAAGCUGCCCCCCUACCAAUAACAGCAACAACACCAACAACAACAGACUAGGAAGGCACAAGCCAUCUGCAGGACAUCAACAUGGCAAGUUGCAACAAUUUGUGGAAUUUGACAACAUUCGCAUGCAGUUUUAAUGAUGGCUAUGCUCAAGAUGCUGUUGUCGUUGCCGUCAGCCACGGCUGAGCUGUGUGUAGGCUCCACUUCUUGCCACAUUGUGUGCCAAUAUGCGGCCCCCAAUGCCAAUGCAGUCGACUGCAUUGCAGCCGAAUGAUGCAUUUCAGCAGGAGCACGUUCAUGUCCACGCAACGCCAGCAGGACCACAGCCACAGGCCAUACAGCAUUCUCACUCGCAUUAUCCCCAUCAAGGAUUAGAGUUGCAUGCGCAGCAACAGCAGCAGCUCCAACAUCAGCACCUGAAUCAGGAGCUGCUAACAACGCACAAGGCCAAACUGCCGCCGCUCGAGCUGCUCGUGGAGCACAAGCUCAGCUACAGCUCGGCAGCCACAUAUCAUCAACAACAACAACAGCAACAGCAGCAACAAAAGCAACAACAAAAACAACAGCAACAACAGACACAGGCGAUCCUUAAGGAUACCAGACGGCAUUCAAACGAUCUCAGACAUUCCUUGAGCAGCCCAUCGUCCAGUGACGAUUGCUUGAGUGCUGCACGUGCCUCCAUCUUUGAUGACGCCGCCGAGAAUUUCAUCAUUAACUUUCCAGCGGAAUCAUCGCUGCAGCUGCAGCCACUGUCGGAGACGGUGCCACUGCUGACGCACAUCGAGGCCACUGUUGUCGACAAGCAGCGUUCCAUACGCCUCGACAAGAACAGUGCCUCGCUCAUCUUUACCAAAAAGGAGCUCAGCCCCAAUAGCAACAAGAGCGCCGCCCAUCCGUCGCAGCAGCAACAGCAGCGACGUCAGCAUCACAGCCUUUACGGUGCCGGCGAACGGCAGCGUAAACAGACAAAACAUUUGCCGGCUACGCAGCGCGGACAGCAGCAUCGACGCAGUCUACCGCUUAGCUACAACAACAACAACAACAACAAUAACAAUCUGGUGACCACACCUGCAUGCAAUAGCGCCGGCACGGCUGGCCCCAAUUGUGUCACAAAGCAUCACACACGCAGCCACAACCACAACCACACCCACAACCAUACCCAUACCCACACGCACACACACAGUCACGCAGGCGUGGGGCUGACAUCGCCAACGUCGAACGGCGCCGGCGCCGUUGUUUCCUACUCCUGGUACGCGCCAGUCUACAGUGCGCUCGAGGAGGAGCUGGAGCAGGAUUCGAGGGAUUCUUCACCAAUUCACAAUCUGGCCAACACAAAGCACCAGCAACGCGCAGCCAGCAGCCAGCACAGUGGCAACGCCUCGCAUGCCGCGCAUGCAGCGCCGCCGCAGCACGACUCGGACACAAACGAGACAGUUGCGCUGCUGGAGACGCAGACGCGCAACAAGAUCAACAUCAUUACGCCGGGCGAGGCUGCUGGUGCUGAGCGCAAGGUGCCGUCGUCUCAGCCGCGCAUCUCUCUGUCCCUACCCAAUUCCCAGAACAACAAUCACUCGCACUCUGCCAGCAGUUUGGGUAAUGCAACUGGAACGGGAACGGGAACUGGAACGGGAACCGGGACCGGUGCUGGGGAUGUGGAGAGCUCGUUGGGACUGUCGGCAGCUCAGUUGCCGCGUCGUCGACGCUUCGAAAACUUUCUCAAGUCGCUGGUGGGCCUCAAGGGCAGCAGCAGCAGCAGCAGCAGUCGGGAAAAGGAACGCGAACGCGAUCGUGAGACGACAACAAAUUUGCGACCCGCCUCGCCGGAGAUACGGAUUACGCGCACACCCUCCGAACAGGAUGUGGUGCUCCGUGACCCCGCUGGCCGCCAUCACGAUCAUCAGCAGCAGCAGCAGCUAGCCAAUGGCAGCAGCAGUCGGCUGAGCAUCAGCGGCUCGAGCAACUCACUGAAUGUGGUGCAGCAGAAGCUGUGGCACAUGAUGCGACGCGAGGGCAGCGCCAGCAGCCUGCACCAGGAGAAGUCUCAAUCCAUUGUCCAAUACACGGGCUUGCGCAAGUGCGAAACGGUGCUGGCCCUCACUCGACAGAGCCACACGCUGCAUCCGAUGGGUGGCGGCGAGGGAACGGCCGUUAUGCUUGCCCCACACGGCGGCAGCGGCAUCUUCAGUUCGGGUGGUGUUGAGCAAAUACGGCCACUGAAUCGACUGCGGCACAGUGUGAACAGCAUCAAUGGUGGUGCCGGUGGCACCUGUUCACGUUGCUCCAGUUUAUUGUCAUUGGCGGCGACCGGUUCGCGUUACUCGCUGGCCAACGGAUUUGUGGCACGGCCAGAAUCGGUGCACUCCUUGAACUAUGCCGCACAAGGCAGGCGACCCAGUUUUGUCAGUUUUGUGGAUGACACCGAAGAGCAGCAACAGCAUCAGCACAAGGAGCCCAUGCACAUCAAUGUCAAUGCACAGAUCCGACUGAGCAGUGGCUGCAACAAUGCUGUUGCAGUUGCAGCUACAGCCACAAACACAACUGUUCCUUCUCCUGCACCAUCUGCUCCUCCAGCACCAACUUGUGGCUCACUUAAGGGUUCCGGCAGCCUGCACAGCGCGAGCAGCACAAGUCCGCCAUCGAAUGUGACAACAGCCACGUUGCACUCGAACAACAACAACAACAACAACAAUAUCCUCGGCGGUGUUGCCAUUGAGGAGCAGGUGGCAACGCCGUGCAGCGCAACUGGCAUCGAACUGGGCGCCUUUGGAACAACUCACGCAUAUCCGCUGACUGUCAGCUCGCUGCUCUCGAUGGCCAGUGCCAAUCAGGCGGCCCAGGCCUGUUGUGUGCGCGAUGGCAUAACGUUGCAGCGACCCGAUAUGCUCGCCUCCGCGGAAGUGACGCCCUCGGUGGGCACACCGGCCACGCCCAUCACACAGCUCAACUUUCAGCAAUUCACGUGCAAGUUGUGCCUCAUCGAUGUGGAGAGUGGCGCGGAUGCAACAACUUUGCUGCAAUGCGGCUGUCAGUUUUGCACUGAGUGCAUGCGCGCCUAUGUGGACUUUGAGAUAACGGAAGGCGCCUACGAGAUCUCCUGCCCCGAUGCCAAAUGCCCAACACAGGGCGCCAUCUCGCUGCCCGAAAUUGCGAACCUAUCCACAACGAAUCUGCUUAAAAAGCAUCAUCGUUAUCGACUAAAUCGAGAAAUCGAAUUGGACAAGACGCGCACCUGGUGUCCACGUGCUGGCUGCGAGACAAUUUGCAUGGUCGGUGGCAGCACUGCGGUGGCUUCGACUACUAGUGCGGCUGCUGGUGCGGCUGCUGGUGUGAGUGGUGCGGCUGGUGCUGCUGGUGGCAGCUCCAUUUGUCAAAUGGAUGAGUCGCCAUCCACAUCGCAGAGCUACACACCACAACUCGAUGGCGCUGCGCCGCUUUUAUCGAUAUCCGUGCACUGUCCCUCCUGCAAGGACGAGUUCUGUGCGCUCUGCAAAAAGGCGUAUCAUCCGAACAUAAGUUGCGAGGAGUUUGGACGUCGCCUGAUUGCUGAUGGUCAGGAUGAUAUUGGGAUACCGUUCGACAACGAGCUCAUCAAAUGCUGCCCGAUGUGCGCGGUGCCCAUUGAGAAGGACGAGGGCUGUGCCCAGAUGAUGUGCAAGCGUUGCAAGCACGUCUUCUGCUGGUACUGCCUGGCCAGUUUGGAUGAUGACUUUCUGCUGCGGCACUACGACAAGGGUCCGUGCAAGAAUAAAUUGGGUCAUUCGCGUGCCUCCGUUGUGUGGCAUCGGGCACAAGUAAUUGGCAUCUUUGCCGGCUUUGGCAUACUACUUUUGGUGGCAUCGCCGCUGCUGCUGUUGGCGGCGCCGUGCAUUAUAUGUUGCAAGUGCCGUGGCUGCAGCGGCUCCAAGAUAGAUGAGGGCGAUGCCGAGCUGGAGGACGAGGUGACCGCUUUGCAGGGCUAGCUUCAUAGCUACCAUUUUUUGCGAUCAAUAACCAUUUUUGAAAUUGCGUGCAAACCCACUUUAGUAGCAGCAGCCUGCAACCUGCAGCCUGCCCCCUGCCCCUUUUUAACAAAAUAAACCUGACUAGUUAUUUUAAACACUUGCUACUAGAUGCAGAUGCAUACAUGUAUGUAUGUAUGUGGUUGCAACAAUUGUGAGGCGGGAGCGAAGAACAGUUUAAAUUUAUUUUUAUUGUAUGCAUUGUAUAGUAUGUGUUAACUAAAUUGUGAUAUUUACAGUGAUUCGAUUUUUAAUUGAAUCGAAAUUUGUUGAACCUAUACAGAGAACAAGAGCGCGCCUUUGAUUCUUAUUUUUCGUGUUUUAGGUUUCGUUGUGUCGAUUUCUUUACGAAUGUACAUACAUUAUAUAUUUAU
Molecule: messenger RNA, 5100 nt
Organism: Drosophila grimshawi
Lineage: Eukaryota; Metazoa; Arthropoda; Insecta; Diptera; Drosophilidae
Exons: 9
Coding region: 956-4687 (1243 amino acids)
Biological process (GO): positive regulation of proteasomal ubiquitin-dependent protein catabolic process; ubiquitin-dependent protein catabolic process; protein polyubiquitination
Cellular component (GO): cytoplasm; ubiquitin ligase complex
Molecular function (GO): ubiquitin conjugating enzyme binding; ubiquitin protein ligase activity; zinc ion binding
Source: RefSeq, a predicted model, not a curated record